Morchella importuna is the source of this 276-nucleotide messenger RNA. RefSeq lists its product as uncharacterized. The record is from RefSeq and is a predicted model, not a curated record. Bases 1 to 276 code for a protein of 91 amino acids. The transcript has 2 exons. NCBI's taxonomy places the organism in Eukaryota, Fungi, Ascomycota, Pezizomycetes, Pezizales, Morchellaceae.
AUGGCCAUUUUACAGCAUACUUAUGUUUCUCUACAUGAAUCGACCUUCUGCAAAGAGCAUAAAACCGCAAUUUACAGCAUACGACUGUUACCGCCUCUCAGCAUCCCUUCUUCUACUAUGGAUAGGUCGAGCGAGUUCCCUAUGUACCGAGAAUUAGUCUCAUACCACGCAAAACUAGCCGCCGGGUUGGAUCUGCUAAGAAACAAUUGUUUACUAUGCUCGGUGAAUAGAACAGAGGACCCGCUCGGCGCCAAAUUUAUCUCUGAAACCAAGUAG